UCUCUCUUCUUUAAUCCACAUCCCACACAAGAAAUACGGCAACGCUUCGUUAAGCAAAAAAAAAAAAGGCCCUUCUUUUUUUUUAUUACUCUUUACUCUUCAUUCACUUCUUUCAUUUUCCAUUCUUCCCAGUCGCUCCAGAAUGUCGUCCUCGCUUACGUUCCAGCUCCGCCAGCAACAGCAAGACAAAGUUGCUGCCGUGAAGCACCUCGGUCCUGCCGUGAGCCUUCCGUCACCACCCAACUCAUCUUACGGUGAUGAGGCUUCCAUUGCCAAUGCAGACGUUGGUCCGUCCAAGGAACAAGAGCGCAGAGACUCACUGCCGACCCACUUUAAUGCGCUAACGUUGCAGCACUUUUCUACGUCACUCCCUGAGAACUAUACCAUUGAGCAUUCCUCCUCUCCGAUACCGAUCCAGUCUUCUUCCCCACACUCUCGCAAUAACAACGGCAACACUAAGCUACUGCCACAACGCGCAGAAUCCCCUAUAUACCAUCAUUUAUCGCCUACUGCUACUGCUGCUGCCACGGGCGGACGGACGAUUCGCAACAGCAAUCAUGGCCGCCAGAAAUUGGAUACGACGGCAUCAUCAUCAUCAUCCUCCUCGUCGUCGUCGUCGCUUCCAAAUUUUCACAGCAAUGGUGCCAUCCGCAAGAGCCGGGAAGGCAGCACCGGCACCAGCACGCAUGGUGGUAGCGGCAAGAUGCUGCAUCGCUGCGAGGACUGUGGAAAAGUGUACAAGCACCCAAGCUGUCUCUCAAAGCAUCGGUGGGAACAUUCGGACGAAUGGGAACUGACGAGCAAGCUAUUACUCACAAAACACCAGCAAGUGCAAAUGCUGGAAGCUGCUGCUAUCCUUGUGAGCUUGGAUACGAAGCGAGUGGAACAAGAGCAAGCACGACAGGAGCAAGGAGACCAUCCACAACAGGACGAAUUACCCAAGGAACAACAACCCCAUCAUUACCUUCACCACCACCAGCACCACCACCAUCAUCAUCAACAUCAACACCAGCAGCAUGGUCAUGAGAUCGAUGACGAUGACGAAAAGUCUAUCCGGAUCGAUGAUGACGAUGGCGACGAUACCGACGACGACAUAGAUAUGGAUUCGAUCUCUAUUGCAUCCUCCACCCCAUCCUCACCCGACUUAUUGCCCGCUUCGUUUCCUCACGGAGACGACUAGGACAAGUCGCACCUUUGCAUCCCAUGAAUUACCUAAGCAUACUAUUCAAUCUCACUGGCCUCUCUGGGUCUGCUCUAUACUCUUUUUUUUUUUGUUACCCCUCCUUUUUUUUUAUAUAACCUGUGGCGCUUUGUGGCUGAACAGUUUUUUUUUUUUUUU
Molecule: messenger RNA, 1339 nt
Organism: Zychaea mexicana
Lineage: Eukaryota; Fungi; Mucoromycota; Mucoromycetes; Mucorales; Lichtheimiaceae
Exons: 2
Coding region: 143-1180 (345 amino acids)
Source: RefSeq, a predicted model, not a curated record